Molecule: messenger RNA, 1874 nt
Organism: Tarenaya hassleriana
Lineage: Eukaryota; Viridiplantae; Streptophyta; Magnoliopsida; Brassicales; Cleomaceae
Product: laccase-10
Exons: 6
Coding region: 36-1712 (558 amino acids)
Biological process (GO): lignin catabolic process
Cellular component (GO): apoplast
Molecular function (GO): hydroquinone:oxygen oxidoreductase activity; copper ion binding
Source: RefSeq, a predicted model, not a curated record
AGAAAGUUUUCUAAUCGAAACGUUAAGAGGCAAUUAUGGAAUUUCCGGUUCGUCUUUUGGUUCUUAUUGCACUUUACAUCCUCCCCGUCACGGUUCAAGGCGAUGUUCGCAAAUACACAUUCAACGUGGUGACGAAGCAAAUGACGAGGCUUUGUUCAACAAAGCAAAUCGUCACCGUUAAUGGGAAGUUCCCGGGGCCCACGAUCUACGCCAGGGAAGACGAUACAAUUCUCGUCAAUGUCGUGAACAACGUCAAGUACAACGUCUCUAUCCACUGGCAUGGGAUAAGGCAACUGAGAACCGGUUGGGCGGAUGGACCGGCAUACAUAACCCAAUGUCCGAUCAGGCCGGGUCAGAACUACGUUUACAACUUCACGGUCACGGGCCAACGUGGCACGCUCUGGUGGCACGCCCAUAUCCUCUGGCUACGAGCCACUGUUCACGGCGCCAUUGUCAUUUUGCCCAAGCCAGGCUUGCCUUACCCUUUCCCUAAACCCCACAGAGAAGAAGUCAUCAUGCUAGGUGAAUGGUGGAAAUCUGACACAGAAGCAGUGAUUAAUGAAGCAUUGAAAUCCGGUUUAGCGCCCAAUGUCUCUGAUGCCCACAUCAUCAAUGGUCAUCCCGGUCCGGUCUCUACUUGCCCCUCCCAAGGAGGAUUCAAAUUAUCGGUGGAAACCGGGAAAACGUACAUGCUACGGCUAAUAAACGCGGCCAUGAACGAGGAGCUGUUCUUCAAGAUCGCCGGCCACCGCUUCACCGUCGUGGAGGUCGACGCCGUCUACGUGAAGCCUUUCUCCACCGACACUAUCCUCAUCGCCCCCGGCCAAACCACCACCGCCCUCGUCUCCGCCGUCCGUACCAGCGGGAAAUACCUCAUUGCCGCCUCUCCUUUCCAGGACGCCGCCGCAGUCGCCGUCGACAACCGCACCGCCACCGCCACCGUCCAUUACUCCGGAACCCUCUCCGCUGCCCCCACUUCCCUCACCUCCCCUCCGCCUCGCAACGCCACCUCAGUCGCCAACUCCUUCAUCGGCUCCCUCCGCAGCCUCAACUCCAAGAAUUUUCCGGCGAAUGUUCCGGCCACCGUGGACCACGAUCUGUUAUUCGCCGUCGGAUUGGGGAUCAACCGUUGCCACAGCUGCAAAGCCGGCAACGGGACCAGAGUCGUCGCCGGAAUCAACAACGUAACCUUCAAAAUGCCCACAACGGCUUUGCUUCAGGCGCAUUACUUCAACCUCUCCGGAGUUUACACCACCGACUUCCCCGGAAAGCCACAUCACGCUUUCGAUUUCACCGGAAAACCGCCGUCCAAUUUGGCCACGAUGAAGGCCACGAAGGUUUACAAGCUUCCCUACAACUCGAGGGUGCAAGUCGUGUUGCAAGAUACCGGGGUUAUAUCGCCGGAAAGCCAUCCGAUUCAUCUGCACGGGUACAAUUUCUUCGUGGUGGGGCGUGGAUCAGGGAACUAUAAUGCGAAAUCCGAUGCGAAAAAGUUCAACCUUGUGGAUCCGGUGGAGAGGAACACCGUCAGCGUACCGUCCGGUGGUUGGGUCGCGAUCCGAUUCCGAGCAGACAAUCCAGGGGUAUGGUUCUUGCAUUGCCAUUUGGAGGUGCACACGUCGUGGGGCUUAAAGAUGGCUUUCUUAGUGGAGGAUGGAAAUGGCCCAAAUCAAUCCAUUUUGCCCCCUCCAAGUGAUCUUCCUAAAUGUUAGAUUCCAAUUUCCAAUCAUACAAUUCUUUUUGUUAUUUUUUUAUACCACUUCGAUUUUCAUUUUUUUUUUAAAUUUUUGCUCAAGCAUGUUCUAGUAAUAAAUAAAAAAAUCAUUGUAUGGACAGUUCUGAAAUUCUCCAAUGAAAGAACAAGAACAAAUUUU